Molecule: messenger RNA, 435 nt
Organism: Lampris incognitus (smalleye Pacific opah)
Lineage: Eukaryota; Metazoa; Chordata; Actinopteri; Lampriformes; Lampridae
Gene: lbhl
Product: LBH regulator of WNT signaling pathway, like
Exons: 3
Coding region: 1-435 (144 amino acids)
Biological process (GO): positive regulation of DNA-templated transcription
Cellular component (GO): nucleus
Source: RefSeq, a predicted model, not a curated record
AUGAGUGGCCAUGACUCAACCAUAACAGGGAUGCAAAGCAAGGACAACAAAUUGCCAUUCCAGAUUUUCCCUGACCCCGUUGAAGUCGUCCUGGGCCCGGAGAGUUCUCUGACCUGCCUGGACCACGACCACGAGAAAGAGCGUCUGCCUUCCAUCGUGGUGGAGCCCACUGAAGUCAACGAGGUGGAGAGCGGAGAGCUGCGCUGGCCUCCGGAGACCAUAGACCUGGAGGAAGAUGAAGAGGACCUGUUUCUGGAGCAGUGUAUCCCCCCGGCCAACAUUGCCGACUGGGGAGACGAGGAGGAGGAGGAGGUUGAAGAGAAGUCAGUUAUCCUCAACCACCAACAAAACUCAUCAUUAAUUGACCUUCAAUCUGAUGCAUUUAGAGAUGACACCCCAACUCUUCCACCAAGCAGCGCCCCAGCCUUCAACUGA